CUCCCGUAAUCGGAUAACACGUGCGUAAACGAUAAUUAAGACGAUGAGCGAGGAAGUUGAGGAGAAUGGUCAGACAGACGCGAAAACUGUGCAAACGCUGCAAACUCCCCGGCCGUCGUCGCCGCGAAAAUUCUUCGCUCGUAUUUACGGUCAUUUAGAGGAGCCUAAGAGGGCGAGUGUGGUGGAAAAUGUUUCGGGGUUCGAGAGCGAGUCGUCCUCGGACGUGGAGAUCGGAGAGAGCGAAGGUUCGCUGGAGGUGCAGCCGAGGGAACAGCCGCUGUGGCCGCCUCCGCCGCCUCUGCCUCUGUGUCCUCGCCCGAUGCUGCUGCCGCACCAACAAUUAGCUUUCGGAGCUGGUCUGGCUGCUUUUCUGGCUCGCAGACGCCGCAAGGAGAGCCGGCCGCGUCGACAGCGCACCACCUUCUCUGCACAUCAAACUCUUCGGCUUGAGCUGGAGUACGCAAGAGGGGAAUAUGUCGCUAGAGCUAGAAGAUGUGAACUAGCAUCAGCUCUAUCGCUCAGCGAAACUCAAGUCAAGAUAUGGUUCCAAAACAGAAGAGCUAAAGACAAAAGGAUUGAAAAAGCGCAACUGGACCAACAAUACAGACACUUAGCAGCUGCAUCAGGCUUGUUUCCGACUGUGCUGUCUCCUGCAUAUUGCGCACAGCCUCCGUGCCCCUGUCUACCAGUUCAUCCGCCAACAAUAAACGACAAAUAGGAAAUAUCUAUAUUUAAUGUUAUUAUACUUUAAAUAGAUAGCCUAAAAGAAAAUAGUUUUCUGAAAAGCUGAGCAAACUGAUUUACCCAACUGUUACAGCAAGUCAUUUAGGAUGCUAAUGAACUUCGUCACUGGUGCGAAACGUACCUAGUUGAAACAUUUCACUAAACGUUUUCAAACAAUGGCCAAACGAUGGUGGGAUGAAUGGCCGAUACACUUAUUUUGAGACGAUUAUAAAAAAAAAACAGUUACCAGUGUAACUGUACCUAGGUUUAAUCUGGCCGCGGCCCAAUAGAUUUAAUAAACAUUUUAUGUGAACGACCUACUUAGAGGUCAUUAUAUUGUUGUUUUAGUGCGUUCGCGUCUGAUAGCAACAGCAAUCGUACCAAAAACGUUUAUUUUCCGCAUUCAAUAGGUAGGUAAAAAGCCUGACAAGUAAUAAGCAUUAUUGUAUCUAAAUUGUGUUUUUGUAAAACUCAUAAAAAUACUCAAGUCAAGAGUAGUUAUUUUUUUAACUUUUCAGAUUUAUUUUACCGUUAGUUAUGAAAGACCUGUAAUGUAAUUUAUUAAAUUAAAAGUAAGUACAUAUAUUAAGUCUCAGCAACUUACUUUUUCGUUGAAAAUAAACUAAUGUUACUAAUGUAUAUGUAAAUAAAGUCUAAUUUAGAAUAGAAUACGCUGAAAGGUAAGAUGUUGAAUAAAACAAUGGUGUUAGAUUUUCAGUGGUUUUAUUUGGAUAGAGUCGACUUACCAUGGCCUAUUCCACGGUGGAAGGCUCGCGCACGUGUAGAACAAUCCAUGGAAAAUAGUGUUUAUUUAAUUGUAUGCACACAAAUAAAACAAUCAUAUCUCUACAUCAAAACAACUUAACUUUAGAAAGAUAAUAAUAUAUCUUUUAGACAUAUAAAUGAUUAUAAUUAAAUGCUUAUACAAUUCAUAUUGCUGAAUUAGAUAGAAUACCUAUAAUUUAUAGUUGUAAUGUCAACUUUUCCAUUUCAUUAUUUGGGCUAAACUAUAAUGAUAACGAUAAACAUUUCAUAAAUGUUUCAUCAACAAAUUCAGAAUUCAUUUCCUAUUUCUAACACCAAGAUAUUAUAUUUUAAAAUUGUAUUAUUUUCUUUUACACUGACACUUGACUGGUGCUCACAAGUGCGUUGUCAUAAAUUAUAGAUACUUUAACACAUCGCUUUCAUUCAAUAAUAUAUUUUCAUUAUUUUGGAAUGUUAUAGCUAUCUAUCUAAUCAUGGACGAUAUAUUGAAAAAGAAUAAAAUAUAAUCUACAAUUUUAACAUUAAAAUAUUAACAGAAAUAAUAUAAAUCUCCUCACUUAAUGACUAAAAACGCAAAUAUAAUGUUAUGCCACAGCUUUUACAGUACAUAUCAUCCAAUUGGACUUGGACAGGGUUUAAUUUAAAAUUGCAUUACCUCACAUA
Messenger RNA from Helicoverpa armigera (cotton bollworm), 2151 nucleotides. It is a transcript of the gene ro, whose product is annotated as homeobox protein rough. Gene Ontology annotation, molecular function: DNA binding; DNA-binding transcription factor activity, RNA polymerase II-specific. NCBI's taxonomy places the organism in Eukaryota, Metazoa, Arthropoda, Insecta, Lepidoptera, Noctuidae. The transcript has 4 exons. The record is from RefSeq and is a predicted model, not a curated record. Gene Ontology annotation, biological process: regulation of DNA-templated transcription. The coding region runs from base 44 to 718 and encodes 224 amino acids.